UGCGGAGGUGGCAGGAGACCUCAGUUGUAUCGGUCUCUGGUGCUAUGAAGCUGCAGCUGCUGUUACUUGCGCUGCUCUGCAGCUCACCCUGUAUUUUGGCUGACUCUUUCCAUAUAACCAUCCUGCACACUAAUGAUGUGCAUGCGCGGGUGGAGCAGACCAACAGGGACUCCGGCAAAUGUGGCAAGCCUGAAGAGUGCUAUGCAGGGGUGGCUAGGAGAUUCACCAAGAUAAAGGAGAUCAGGAGCAGUCAUGACAAUGUCCUACUGCUGGAUGCAGGGGACCAGUACCAAGGGACUGUCUGGUUCAAUUACUUCAAAGGGGAAGAGGCUGCAUACUUUAUGAACUACUUAAAAUACGAUGCAAUGGCACUUGGGAAUCAUGAAUUUGACAAUGGAGUUCCAGGACUUUUGAAUCCACUUCUUAGCCAAGUGCAGUUUCCUGUUCUCAGUGCAAACAUCAGAGCAGAUAAACAAAUCGCUCCCAACAUUACUGGAUACUUUCUUCCUUAUAAAAUCUUACAAGUUGGUGGUCAACAAAUAGGGAUAGUGGGAUACACAUCAAAGGAAACCCCUGUUUUAUCAGACCCAGGUCCAUUUUUGGUAUUUGAAGAUGAAAUUGCUGCACUACAGCCUCAAGUGGACAAACUUUUAACCCUUGGUGUAAACAAAAUCAUAGCACUGGGGCACUCUGGCUUUGAAACAGAUAAGCUUAUUGCUCAAAAGGUGAAAGGAGUGGAUGUUGUUGUGGGAGGUCACUCAAACACAUUUCUUUACACGGGUUCUCCUCCAUCCAAUGAUGUACCAGCUGGUGUCUAUCCUUUUAUUGUACGAUCAGAUGACGGUCGUUCUGUGCCAGUUGUCCAAGCAUAUGCUUUUGGAAAAUACCUUGGUUACUUAAAUGUAACAUUUGAUGAAACAGGAAAUGUUUUGCAUUCGGCUGGGAAUCCUAUUUUGUUAAACAGUAGCAUUCCAGAAGACCCAACACUCCUAUUGGAAAUUAACAAAUGGAAAGAGCAGAUAAGUAAUUAUUCUACUCAAGAGAUCGGAAAGACGCUGGUAUUUUUGAAUGGUUCAUCUGUUGAAUGUCGUUAUCGGGAAUGCAAUCUGGGAAACUUAAUAUGUGAUGCUAUGAUUGAUAACAAUAUUCGGCAUCCAGAUGAACUGACAUGGAAUCAUGUGUCCCUCUGUCUAUUGAAUUCAGGUGGAAUCAGAGCAUCAAUUGAUGAGAAAUCCAUGAAUGGCACCAUCACUCUUGAAGACCUCAUAUCUGUUCUUCCCUUUGGAGGGACAUUUGAUCUAAUUGAAAUAAAAGGAUCAACACUAAAAGCUGCAUUUGAGCACAGUGUACACAGAUAUGGCGGAGGGACUGGAGAGUUCCUUCAAGUUGGUGGAAUUAAAGUGGUAUACAACACACACAAAAAACCAUACGAAAGAGUAAUUAAACUAGAAGUAAUUUGUACAAGAUGCCGUGUUCCAAGAUAUGUUCCCGUGGAAAUGGACAACGUGUAUAAAGUUGUUCUUCCAUCCUACAUUGCUGGAGGAGGAGAUGGCUUUAGUAUGUUUAAUGAAUCCUUGAAACAUGAUAGUGGUGAUUUGGAUUUGUCAGUCGUUUCCAAAUAUAUUUACAAAAUGUUAAGAGUUCACCCUGCUGUCGAAGGUCGGAUUGAGUUUUCAAAUGAACAAUCUUCCAAUGGAGCAUCACGGUUUGCCCAGACAUACUAUACACAUGUUUUAUAUGUAUUUCUAAUUGCAUUAUUGAUAACUAUAUUCCAAUAUGAUUUGUUCUAACAGUAAGCAAAUGUUAUGGUCACUAUACUUGUGUGUUUUUUAUAAAUAUAAAAUUUAUGU
Spea bombifrons (plains spadefoot toad) is the source of this 1850-nucleotide messenger RNA. RefSeq names its product 5'-nucleotidase ecto (gene NT5E). The record is from RefSeq and is a predicted model, not a curated record. The coding region runs from base 45 to 1790 and encodes 581 amino acids. Gene Ontology annotation, cellular component: plasma membrane. NCBI's taxonomy places the organism in Eukaryota, Metazoa, Chordata, Amphibia, Anura, Pelobatidae. Gene Ontology annotation, molecular function: 5'-nucleotidase activity; nucleotide binding; metal ion binding. The transcript is spliced from 9 exons. Gene Ontology annotation, biological process: AMP catabolic process.